Vitrella brassicaformis is the source of this 1142-nucleotide messenger RNA. The record is from the annotation of a GenBank genome assembly. Lineage: Eukaryota; Vitrellaceae.
UUAUGACGAGUCGUGAGAUAUUUGGCUCUCGGCUGUCUGUCUCUUGUGGCCGCCGGGGGGGCUGAGCUCGUCGAGUAGGACUUUGCAGUAGUAGACCUGGAACUCAUGGGUGUGGGUGCUAAUGAUGUGGAUGUAUUCACCUGAGACCACAUACACACGCACACAAGUAAGAAGAGAAAUCCCGAACGUGAGCGACUUUCCAUUCUUUAAUUAAUGCAUACCCGAGCCAUUAAGGAAGUUCUCGACCUCAAACCUCGUGUGGGCCAAUGCUAACUUAUCAAACACCUCCUGCCGCACACACACAUCACCAUCAAGGAAGGGAAUGGAUGCAAUGAGGAAUGCAUCUGUCUGUCUGAUGUCGAGGAAUGCAUCCGCCUGCCCUUGCGUGGCUAUUCUGCCCCUGGCCUGCAUGCAUGGCCUCCCUCGAUGCCUCCCUCAUCUCAUUAAUCGUGUUGUGUCGCGUCGUGCUGUUCACCUCAGCUAGUCGGCUGACUACCUCGACGCCCUGAUGCAUUCAUUCAUUAAUGCGCACACCCAGACACACAGAGGGACCGACCGGCAUUCACAUUGAUGGUCGUUUGUUUUUCGUCGGCUCUCCGUUGUCUGUGUCCUGUGUGUGCCGGGCGGGUUGAGCUCGUCGAUUAAGACUUUGCAGCAGUAGACCUGGACCUCAUGGGUGUGGGUACGGAUCACGUUGAUGUAUUCACCUGAGACCACAUACGCACACAAGUAAGAAGAGAAAUCCCCAAUGUGAGCGACUUAAUGCAUACCCGAGCCAUUCAUGAAGUUUUCCAUCUCGAACUGCGCGGUGGCCUCCGCCAACUUCUCGAAAAGGUCCUGCCGCACACACACAUCACCAUCAAGGAAGGGAAUGCACGCAAUGCACCCAUACUCGUUUUCUCCAUCCAGGCAAUGAGGAAUGCAUCUGUCUGUCUGAUGUCGAGGAAUGUUGGAGGAAUGCAUCGCUCUCGUCGCCACAAAGGCACUCUUUCUUGCUAUUCUACCGCUGGCAUCGCCCUCUGCCCUCCAUGCUCCCGUCCUUCGUGUGUCGUGCUCACCACGUCGCUAUCGUCUGCCUUGGUGGCCAUGUGGUCGGGGCUUACAGCGACGGCCAUCUGGCUGGCCGUCCCUCCCGCCCACAU